This is a messenger RNA of Manihot esculenta (cassava), 861 nucleotides long. Its product is annotated as 60S ribosomal protein L9. The record is from RefSeq and is a predicted model, not a curated record. Gene Ontology annotation, cellular component: cytosolic large ribosomal subunit; ribosome. Lineage: Eukaryota; Viridiplantae; Streptophyta; Magnoliopsida; Malpighiales; Euphorbiaceae. Gene Ontology annotation, molecular function: structural constituent of ribosome; rRNA binding. Bases 85 to 669 code for a protein of 194 amino acids. The transcript is spliced from 3 exons. Gene Ontology annotation, biological process: cytoplasmic translation.
UAGGGUUUUGCUUUGGGCAUUUGCUAAGGGAAAAAGAGCAACAGAGACGCCGUUUCCUCUAGGGUUGUUGAAGGGUUGAGGAAAAUGAAGACUAUACUCUCAUCUGAGACUAUGGACAUUCCCGAUGGGGUUAAGAUCAAGAUCAAUGCCAAGGUCAUAGAGGUGGAGGGUCCUCGAGGCAAGCUUACCCGCAACUUCAAGCAUUUGAACCUCGAUUUCCAUCUCAUCAAGGAUGAGGCUACCGGAAAACGCAAGCUCAAGAUCGAAGCUUGGUUCGGUUCCAGGAAGACCAGCGCGGCUAUCCGCACUGCCCUCAGUCAUGUUGAGAAUCUCAUCACUGGUGUCACUAAGGGAUAUCGAUACAAGAUGAGAUUUGUGUAUGCUCACUUCCCAAUCAACGCCUCCAUCACUAACUCCAACUCUGCCAUUGAGAUUCGAAACUUCCUUGGCGAGAAAAGGGUCAGGAAAGUUGAUAUGCUUGAAGGUGUAACUGUUGUUCGGUCUGACAAGGUUAAGGAUGAGCUUGUACUGGACGGCAAUGACAUUGAACUAGUCUCACGGUCAGCUGCCUUGAUAAACCAGAAAUGCCAUGUUAAGAACAAAGAUAUCAGGAAAUUCCUUGAUGGUAUCUAUGUCAGUGAGAAAGGUACUGUUGUUGAAGAAGAAUGAGAAAGAUUAGAAUGUUUAUUUUCAUGGUUAUGAGGAUAUCUUUUUGUUUUACAUUAUUAUUCAGAAAUUUUUCUAUUAUAGAACCUUGGAUAUCUAUGAUUUUGUCUUAGUUUAGUUAGAACUUGUACACCUUUUGUUCUAUUUGUUUUUUUAUUUGGUAUCUCGUGAGAAUUUAAAGAAAACUUUUAUGCA